This is a messenger RNA of Ctenopharyngodon idella (grass carp), 1936 nucleotides long. It is a transcript of the gene nanog, whose product is annotated as nanog homeobox. Bases 173 to 1342 code for a protein of 389 amino acids. Gene Ontology annotation, molecular function: RNA polymerase II cis-regulatory region sequence-specific DNA binding; DNA-binding transcription factor activity, RNA polymerase II-specific. Gene Ontology annotation, biological process: regulation of transcription by RNA polymerase II. The record is from RefSeq and is a predicted model, not a curated record. The transcript is spliced from 4 exons. NCBI's taxonomy places the organism in Eukaryota, Metazoa, Chordata, Actinopteri, Cypriniformes, Xenocyprididae.
GCGUUUUUAUCAGGUCAUGUCAAGGGGUCUUUUGCGUGAUUAUGAGGAGGAGAGCUGUUACCAGCAUCUGUUUUCGAGGGUAGUCGAACCCUUUGGGUUUUUGUAGUUAGGUUCUGUUAGUAGGUCCAUCUCCGCACUUUUGCUUUUUGCUCUGCGUUCAUCCGACGAAGGAAUGGCGGAUUGGAAGAUACCAGUGAGUUACAACUUCAACCCAUCUUAUCAUGCGUAUGCAUACGGGCUCAUGUACCCGCAGGUGUCUGAGCACGGCCACCCGAAUCUGAGCUGGGCCGACGCCGCGUACAGUCACUCCGGUGGGGUCACCGCGAGCUAUUACUCCGCUCAAACCGCACAGCAGUCUCCACCCUGGAGCCCGGAGAACGGCGGUACGAGCAGCUACGGCAACUACCCGAGCCACACGCAGAACGGACGGCUCUUCCUGUCCUAUAAGACUGAGCCCGAUCCAAAAGCCACAGAGGUAGAGCAGGCCGGCAGCGAUACACCCAGUGACUCAGAGGCCCAUACGCCAGAUUCCUGGAGCUCAGGGAGCAGUCAUGAGGGGGCCGCUCUAACCAACCUCAAUCUCCCGUCCUGGAAAGAUCGGGACUAUGAAACAGACGGUGGCAGUCCUGACAGCGCAGAACAGAUCACAAACUCUGUCUCCACUGCAGGAGAGGAGCCAGUGAGUCAAAAUUUGGGGGGGGAUGCCUUGCUGCCUCUGCCCAAUCUGACCCCAUCUCCAGCCCCAUCUCCAGCCCGACCUCCAGCCCAGCCUCGCAAAACCCGGGCUGCCUUUUCUGAGGAGCAGAUGAAUGCUCUCAUCCACCGGUUUAAUGUCCAGAGAUACCUCACGCCUGCAGAGAUGAAGACGCUUGCUGGAGCCACGGGAUUAACGUACAAACAGGUGAAAACAUGGUUUCAAAACCGUAGGAUGAAACUCAAGAGGCAUCAAAGAGAUAGUAGUUGGAUGACCGAGAGAUAUGUCGUUAAUGGCGUACCCAACACACCAGUUGCUCAUUCUCCGUUUCAGACUGAAACCCCUCGUGCAAACCAAGACCACUACAGUAACCCUCAGGUGAGAGAGUCUCUGUUCAAGAGGAGUCCUCCACAAACGCCCUUCUACCCCAGCUACCCACAGCCACGCUCUCCUACCCAGGCCACCGUGAGACCCCCGGGAACCUGGCCUCUGCCCCCAGCUGUGACGCACUAUGAGUUCCCCAACCCUACUAGCUACAUGCAAGCCCGUGAUGGCGGCAAUGCAGUGAACAAGGGAAACAGCCCUACUCAAAUGGCAUCCAUGCCUAGUACCGCCCAGUGGUCAACAAAAGGAAUGACUUUGCUGUGAGUCUGGCUGCUUGUUGUGUGUGUAUAUAUUCAUCGCCUUCAGCCCCGCAGCCCUGGGUGUUUUUGUAAAUAUUUUAUUUUUUGGCAACAAACUGUUGGAUAUUUUUAUGCAUUGGUGCCAUGGGUUGCCAUUUGGGGCCAAGUGAGACAUGUCUCAAGAUUUUUUUUUUUUUUUUUUUUUUUUUUUUAAAACAGCGCAUUUUAUACCGAGAUCUAUUUUUAUAACUUCACUGUACCUUCCAGAGUAUUUAAUACCUUGAUCCCUCUGCUCUUCCAGGUGCCUGUUUUCUUUUUGAUUUAGUCAAUUUUCUUGAUUUCCAUGAAUUUGUAUGCAAGGCACUGCUCCACAUCUGAUGUGAACAAGAAAAGGUUGUCUGUACUGCACUAUUUUGUUCUGUGUAUCAACUUCCCUGCGUUUCACUGCUUUCUGUAUGUGAUCUGUUACAUUUUGUGCAUUUUUAUGAAAUUCUUGCUCACCUGUAUCUGGUCUCUUGUGAUUGACACAAGCUUAUGCUUGUAAAGUACUCCUGCCCACAAAAAACAGUUCUUUGUUGACCCGGUUGAGCAAUAAAUGUUUAUCUGUUCCUAAAUUUUA